Pisolithus orientalis is the source of this 1413-nucleotide messenger RNA. RefSeq lists its product as uncharacterized. NCBI's taxonomy places the organism in Eukaryota, Fungi, Basidiomycota, Agaricomycetes, Boletales, Pisolithaceae. The transcript is spliced from 16 exons. The record is from RefSeq and is a predicted model, not a curated record. Bases 1 to 1413 code for a protein of 470 amino acids.
AUGUGCGCGGGGAAGGAGCCUCCAGGGCUCGAUCAGGAACGGCAAGCGCAAAAAUGGCUGGUCACAGGAACAUCAGGCGACCCAAUAAUAUCAUUACGCGUCGGGGGAAAUAACAUAGCCAGCGCCCCGCCUGCUUCCCCCGUUGUCGUGGUAUGGGACAUUGAGGUUUGCCUUCCUUUUGCCUCCAAGACUUCGUCGCAUCCUCUCGUCCUCGCGCACUUCCCGCAGCUCCUUAGCCUGCCUGAAACCGAAGAAUUUCGUGGCUGCAAAGAAAAUAGCACGCUCGCAUUCCGAAUUCCUCUUCCUAUGGUCACGAUCAUCGAUGCCGUGCUGGGCGACGAUGCCUCCAGAGCGGAAGGAUAUAUUCGCGUCGCAUCUAUGGCCUUUGCAUUUUAUGAAGAUUAUGACGGGACGCUCUUCUGCUCCAGAUAUACCAGUAUUUUGGUCAUGGUCACGAGCAACUAUGGAUUCUUUGCGACCUCCUUCACAGAGGAGUCGUGUCGGCGGUUUUACUUCGUACCUCCCAUUUUCAAAGAUUUGCAGGCUUCUGUUUCACAGGCAAUCCUGGGAGUCAGCUCGAAUGGUUCUUUGAUUUAUACCGUCGAACUUGGAAAUUGCGUCUCGGGGGUCUCCGGUGCACAUCCCCUGACGUGGGUGUUCUACCUUGUCGCGAUGAUUUACGACCUCAUGGCGCUCGUGCUCUCGACCAUCCACCUAGUUCGGUAUAAGACGUAUAGUGGAAAAUUUUCGUUUUUGGUCCGUGUUAUGAUGUACGACGGACUGAUCUUCCUUGUUGUGCUUACGGCCGUCAAUAUAUUAAACUUGAUCCUUUACCGGCAACUGGACCUCACCACUCAGUCUACGGGAGUUUCGCUCGGAUAUGCCGUCGUUUGGAUAAUGAGUCAACGAAUUCUCAUUCAUCUCCGGGAACUUGUAGGGGAGCGCUCGACAUCCGGGGUCUCGCGAAUCUCCAACGUUGUUGUGCACCCAGGCCGCAGUUUUGUGGUAGGUAGCCAGCACCACCAGCGCACGCCACCAACUCCGCUCCGUGCUACACACUCCUCCGGGUUGUCUCCUCUGGACCAAAAGGGCCUCACGUUGCACGACAUAUCAAACAUCGAUGAUGUUGAUUAUAGCCGUCCACCCUCGUCGCCUGCUCAUUUUCAGCAUCAUCACCCGUUUUCAUCCUCCAAUGACGUUAUAGCACCCGACGACCGGGAUUAUUGUCAUGUUACGGCUGGCAGGGACCAAACCAAGGCAGCUGGCCUCGACGUCCCAAUUCGAUUCCAACGAACGGUCAUUGUUGAUCCUCACCAUUCCAGCAACGAUACCGAGGAUACUGAGGGAGCGUCGGAGAUGCACUUGCCUUCACACGCCAUAUCCAGGGAAAAUGCACUGCCGAUGUGGAGUUAG